Messenger RNA from Scatophagus argus, 3721 nucleotides. It is a transcript of the gene tal1, whose product is annotated as T-cell acute lymphocytic leukemia 1. The record is from RefSeq and is a predicted model, not a curated record. The transcript is spliced from 4 exons. NCBI's taxonomy places the organism in Eukaryota, Metazoa, Chordata, Actinopteri, Scatophagidae. The coding region runs from base 474 to 1628 and encodes 384 amino acids. Gene Ontology annotation, biological process: regulation of transcription by RNA polymerase II. Gene Ontology annotation, molecular function: protein dimerization activity; DNA-binding transcription factor activity, RNA polymerase II-specific; RNA polymerase II cis-regulatory region sequence-specific DNA binding.
CUAUAGCUCAGGCUACAAUACUUGGACUACCUCACGUUGUUACAGGCCGUUGCGCUGUGCCUGUUUUCUUUUUCUUUUUUUUAAGCUUUGCCCUCCACAAGCCUAUAUAGCCCACGACAGCCAAAUAAUAAUGAAUCAUUUCAUAAAUAAUGGGUUUAGGGGCUUAUCGGGAAUGAAGAGGCCGCUGCCGUGCGCUUAUCUCUCUCGGCCACAUUGCGGCCUGUGUUCCGCUCCCCAUACUGAGGGAGCGCACUGGAUGCGGCGAGGAAUAACUCAGCUAUACACACACACACACACACACACACACACACACACACACACACACACACACACACUGCUCCACAACUGGCAGGGAAAAAAAAGAGAAACCUCAGACAUGGAUGACCCACUCACAAAAUGGCUCCACUUACACAGUAACAUCAACAACACGGCUGGAACGGACGUAGUGGACUCGAGCGGGUGACGAUAUAAAAAUGAUGGAAAAACGGCAGCCGGAGCUUCGUCCUGGAAGUCCUGAUGCACAGUCCGGUCCUGGAAAGCGAGAGGACUCCUCCAUCAUCUCCAGACAGAACGGAUGCAAGGAGGACGAGGAACCGAGGAGAGAGGAGGGGGAAAAGAAGAGGGGAGGGUGUUUCAAGGGGGUUGAGGAGACGGAUGACGUUCCUCUGCAGAACUCGAGCAACGGGACCAGCAUCAGCAUCAUCAUCAACGGCGUUGCCAGGGAAACUGCCUCUCACAACGCCCUUGACCUGAAAAGGGAAGUGCCGGUGAUCGAGCUCUCCAGGAGGGACGCUAUAAAAGCAGUGGAGCAGAGAACUGAAAGCCAUUUGGUGCCGAUCACGGAACUUCGCAGACCUCCACCGCUGCCGCUGCCACCGCCGCAACGAGACGACGCUCGAAUGGUCCAGCUGAGCCCAAACGCGUUCCCUGUCCCGGCCCGGGCGAUGCUCUACAACCUGGCGCAGCCUCUCGCCGCCAUCAACAGUCUCGGAGGGGAGUCGGAGCAGUACAGCAUGUACCCCAGCAACAGGGUAAAGCGCCGUCCGGCGCCUUAUGAGGUUGAACUCGACGAGGGUAGGCGCAUUUUAGAUCUUUAUAAGUAUGCUGGCCAGCCAAAGAUUGUACGCCGUAUCUUCACCAACAGUCGUGAACGCUGGCGGCAGCAGAACGUAAAUGGGGCGUUUGCCGAGCUUCGCAAACUCAUCCCCACUCACCCCCCAGACAAGAAGCUGAGCAAGAAUGAGAUCCUGCGGCUUGCUAUGAAGUACAUCAGCUUCCUCUCCAACCUCCUGGAGGACCAGGACGGAGGGAGGAAUGUUGGCAGCACAACUGAUGGGGAAACGGGGCUGCUGGUUGGGGCCCAUGAGGCUGGCUCGCAGGGUGGACCACAUCAGAACACAGUGGUGGGUUUGGCCAGGGACGAUCUUCUAGAGACAAUGUCGCCAGGCUCCAGCUGUGGAAGCCUGCCUGAUGGCGAUGCUGAGGGCAGUCCUGAGAGCUUCAUGGAGGACCAGGACUCACCUCCAGCUCCAAGGACUCUAACAGCUUCACGUGGGCCCCCGCUUCAUCUAGCUGCUAGGGAUCUGAGGCGCAAUGGACGCCCUUUAGAUGGCUCCAGCCGCCGAUGAUGCUUAUGCCAUUAGACCACGGACAUGACACCUGAGACUGAAAGAGAAAAUGAAAGGGACUAAAAAAGAGAUGGAUUUGCUCAGGAACUUUUAGCUUUGAGUUGCCAGAGUAGGAGAGGGAAUCAAGCUCCGUGUAGUGAGAGAGUGGGGAUACUGGAUCAUUACUACGUCUCCUGCACCUGAGGCAGCACUGAUGAAUAGCUUGGCACGAUUGUUGAUCGGUUGAAUUUAAUCCGACAAAAGACUUGUAAAUUCUGCAUGUCUCAUGUCUUUGACUGACCUGCGGAUUAUAACUUUGUGUGUUUUCAAAGCCCAAAGAGCGGAUAUUCUAAAAAAUAAAACUCAAAUUAAACACUAGAAAAAAGAAAUAAAAAACAAGCAAACAAAAUGAGACAAAACCAAACAAAAAAUCAAUCAAAAGACACUUUUUUUUCAAUGUGUAUUAUUGAAGUUUUACAAUAUGGUGCAGCCAGGAUAGAUCUAAGGUGCUUGCAGAGUGCUGCAAGUAAAUGGUUCUAAAGCAUCAGUGAUUAAACCCUUGAGAUUUGUGCCCAACAAAUUUAAUGUGUUAGAAUAAUAACACAAAAUAAGUUUGCCUCAGUUGGAGGCCUCUAUUGUACCCAUGCAAUUGCGUAUGUAUUGUAAAUAGCAUUGUAUUUCCACUGCACAAUGUAACAACAGUGACUCGAGUUCAAGUAAGUAAUGUGGUUUAAGAUGUCCUGUAGUGUGUUUGUCAGUGGGUUUACUAGCAAAAUGGUCUUUUAAGGAGAACGAGAGGAGACAAGAGAGGAGAUGAACUCAAAGGGUAAAGCAAGGAACUGAACAUUGGACAUCAAAUGUGGUACCAUUUACUUCUGUUACACUUUGGUGAUGAGGAAACUGACACCAAAUAUGGCAACAGACAGUUAAACGAUUUCACUGCCUGGAAUGAAUAUAUCUAUUUGAAAUUGCUGUGGAGGUACAAGACAUGCAGUGUUUCUUAAAGUGUACAAAAUAUGGGUCGUAUGUUAACAUGACAUGACUCAUGCAGUCCUUUUUGAUAUGAAUGUGUUGGUGUUUUUUUUAACUGUAAUGCAGUUGUAGUUUAGUAAGGUACACAAAUAAAUUCCUUCAUUGCCACACUUCACAUAAACGCAUAUAGACACGCGUGCGCAUGCACGCAUGCUUGCACGCACACACACACACACACACACUCACACACACAAACAUACACAGUGUUAAUAUCAUAACAACACCAGCAGUUUUCCGAUGAAUGCAGUUUAGUGUUGCUCACUGUUGUUGGUUAUUCUGCUUUUUCAGCAGGACCUCGUAGCCUAUAUUGGUACCUUUGGUAACUAUGGUAUUUUAUGAACUGCAGUAAAGGGACAUUGUAUGUUUGGUAAUGACAUAUUUGUUGUAUGAUAGCUGUAUCUAUAAAUAUAUCCAAUGUUAAAUUGAUGAAUUUUAUACAAAACCCCUGAAUAAAACAAGCAGAGGAAAAGCUCACUCAAGCAUGUUGUUAUUGAUAUUAGUAAUUCAGUUCAAUUCUAUUCAGUCCAUCUCAUUCCUUCAUUGUACAAGAAACCGAAAAUAUGAUACUCUUUGCCGCAUUUAAUCACAUACGUCUGCUUUUAUACCUUUGACAUAAUUAUCCAGAAUUGCAUGACUUCAUUGACAAAUUCCUCGAGGCAUAAAGCUGUUUCCUACUUUGUCUAUACAGAGUGUAUAGUUGAAACCACAACCUCCUCAUGAAACUCCUCCAAUGAGCGCUGGAAUCCUCACUUCCUUCCAACAAGUGACAACUUCCUGUAGAUUUUAACAUGGCUCAGUGACCUGCAGGAUAUCCUGCCAUUGUGAGAAUGGUUGUGACAGCCUCGGUUGCACUCGUUUGUAUGCUGUUGUGUCUGAACAUACUGUGAAAACAGCCAUGGUCGAGACUCCCACUAUCCUGAAGUUAUUCACUUCUGAAAUCGAAAAGUUAUGUUCGCCAGAUUGGUGGUCGUUAAUGAGAAAUCUGCAGAGCAGUUGUAGUUUUGCCAUAUGCAUGCUACUUUUCUGAAGUCUGCUACUCCCCAUAUUCUGUAACUCUACACAGCAGGCUUUGCCACCAGUAC